AUGCACACCCACCUUACUGAUACAAAGCUAGAUCGAAGCUUCAUCGUCGCUGCUGUCGCAUCUCACAUGCCACAGGAGUUGGAUCAUUGUGCUAUAACUCCCUCGUUCUCCCUGCUUAUCAGAAGCCCGCCACUCAGCGCUGAGAACCGGACCACAGACCACGCGAGCACAGCAGAGUCUUCACGGCACCACAAACACAUCAUGGGCUACUCAGUAUACACGGCAUUCGCUACGCAAGAUGAAGCAAUCCCCGAAUCCUGCCGCUAUAGAGUUCACAAACAACCUGCUGGCUCAGGCCGCAUCGGCUUCCGAGUUGAUUACAAUGGUUGUGGCACAGGCAGCAUGAUGACCAACGGUCUCUACCCCAGAAUACUCGACCCCGAACCUCGCACACCAUCACUCGAGGUCGCAUAUCAACACCUUCUCUGGAAAUCCCGUCUCUCCGGCCCUUUCGUCAGCAUCUGGCGUUCUUGGGCUCGAGCUCUCCGCUGGGCACGAUAUCUGCAGAAGAAAAAUUGCCGCGGCAUCAUCAUCUACGCCAUCGAUCUCGAAGUCGUACAAAAUCCCAUCUAUGACGCUCAUAAAAUCGUGAAGGAACUGCAACAGCAGCAGGAGCAGCAGGAGUGUCCCACACGCGGUCGGGACCUUUCUCUGAAAAACCACCUGGAAGAACUUCUCGUGUACAAUGGAAUUGAUGCGAGUACAUGUGCGAUUCUAGCGAGUAUACCCGCCGGAAGCGAGAAUGUCAAAGUUGCGGCUCAUUUCGCUCAUGCCUUGAUUCCCAAGGAGUUGUAUAAGGAAAUUUCGAUUUUACAUUAUCGUCAACAACAGCAACUACAGCUGCUACAACUACAACAACAGUUGUUCUUCCCUUACGCCUUUCAACAAUAUCCCGCAACAACAACAAAAACACUGUACAACAACAACUCCUCCUGCAACUUCUUCUCUACAUCCCUCCCUCCUCCCCCAUCAUCAUCCUACCAUCAUUCCGCCGUCCCCAGCGGGACAGCAGGUACAACAUGUACACUCUUCGACUCCCUGCUCAGUCGCUUAUACGUCGACAUACUCCUACGGAGGGGAAAUGUCGAGACGUCGAAAUUGCUCGAGUUGGUUAUUGCUAUGUGUACGGAUUUUGCGCUGGCGGGGAAGAAGGAGAUGGUGGUGGUGGUGGAAUCGGAUGUUAUGGGAGCGAGAUCGAGAGGGGAUUCGGAUUUGUCGACGUUCAGUAGUAGUAGUUGUGGGACCUUUGGGAGUAUGGAAUGA
Molecule: messenger RNA, 1263 nt
Organism: Sphaerulina musiva SO2202
Lineage: Eukaryota; Fungi; Ascomycota; Dothideomycetes; Mycosphaerellales; Mycosphaerellaceae
Exons: 1
Coding region: 1-1263 (420 amino acids)
Source: RefSeq, a predicted model, not a curated record